Messenger RNA from Meyerozyma guilliermondii ATCC 6260, 987 nucleotides. RefSeq names its product coproporphyrinogen oxidase (gene HEM13). The transcript has a single exon. Bases 1 to 987 code for a protein of 328 amino acids. Gene Ontology annotation, molecular function: coproporphyrinogen oxidase activity. NCBI's taxonomy places the organism in Eukaryota, Fungi, Ascomycota, Pichiomycetes, Serinales, Debaryomycetaceae. The record is from RefSeq and is a predicted model, not a curated record. Gene Ontology annotation, cellular component: mitochondrial intermembrane space; cytoplasm.
AUGAAAGCCAUCGAUGUACAGAGCAUCCACGAUACCUCGCGACCAAUGAGGGAGCGUAUGGAGACACUUGUGAGGUGGAAACAGCAGCAAAUUACCGAAAGCAUCGAGCAGCUCGAAACGUCAACUUUUCAUAUUGACGAAUGGACUCGUGGAAACGGAGGAGGCGGUGGACAGACGAUGGUUCUUCAGAACGGAUCGGUAUUUGAGAAGGGAGGGGUCAAUAUUUCUGUUGUUCAUGGAAAACUUCCACCUCAAGCUGUUGCGAGAAUGCGAGCAGAUCACCAAAAUUUGAAGCCAAGCUCACUGGGAGACGGCAGUGUGCCAUUUUUUGCGUGUGGACUCUCGUUGGUCAUUCAUCCCCAUAACCCACAUGCUCCCACCACCCAUGCAAAUUACCGGUAUUUUGAGACUUUAGAUGCGGAAACUGGCGAGGUAGCUGCAUGGUGGUUUGGCGGCGGAGCCGAUUUGACUCCUUCGUAUCUCUACGAGGAAGAUGUGGUGAACUUCCACCAAUGUCACAAAGACGCUUUGGACAAAUACGACAAGGAAUUGUAUCCAAAGUACAAAAAAUGGUGCGAUGAAUAUUUCUACAUCAAGCAUCGCGGAGAGACCAGAGGAGUUGGAGGCAUUUUUUUCGAUGACAUGGACAGCAUGCCUGCCGAUACAUUGCUCCAUUUGGUUGAAUCGUGCUUUGAUGCGUUUAUACCGUCGUACAUUCCACUCGUUGUAAAGCACAAGGACGAUCCAUUUACCGACGACCAGAAACAAUGGCAACAGAUCCGCAGAGGACGCUAUGUGGAGUUCAAUUUGGUUCUCGACAGAGGAACGCAAUUCGGUCUUUCUACACCUGGUCUGCGUGUAGAAAGUAUUCUUAUGUCACUUCCAGCCACGGCGUCAUGGCUCUACGAUCACCACCCAGAAGAGGGCACCGAAGAGGCCAAGUUGGUUGAGGUUCUCCAGACUCCCCGCGACUGGAUAGCAGCCUAA